Messenger RNA from Perca fluviatilis (European perch), 1653 nucleotides. It is a transcript of the gene glt8d2, whose product is annotated as glycosyltransferase 8 domain containing 2. Bases 130 to 1218 code for a protein of 362 amino acids. NCBI's taxonomy places the organism in Eukaryota, Metazoa, Chordata, Actinopteri, Perciformes, Percidae. Gene Ontology annotation, cellular component: Golgi apparatus. The transcript is spliced from 10 exons. Gene Ontology annotation, molecular function: glycosyltransferase activity. The record is from RefSeq and is a predicted model, not a curated record.
AAGUGGGGUUGCUGGCGAGUGUGAGUCUCAGUCCAGAGAGGUUUUAACAACAUGGUCCAUGAACACCAGGAAGGAGACUGGCCGUAAUUACCACCCUUUUUCUGAUGUCGUUGGACGCAAAAAUGAAAAAUGGCUCUCCUGAGAAAAAUUAACCGCUUCCUCCUGGUGCUGCUGGUGCUGAUGGUGGGCCUCCUGCUGCACAGUAUACUGCUCAGAGCCUCCGCUCGGCCCACACUCUCAGGUCACUGGAAGAGCGUCGGAUCUGCAGCGGGAGUUCCCACAGUGAGAGUGUCGGAGGCGGAUCAUGUCAUCCCCGUCGUCAUAUGUGCAUCGGAGGAGCGUACUGGUGCAACCAUGGCAACCAUCAACAGCGUCUAUAGCAACACAGACGCCAACGUGUUCUUCUAUAUUGUCACUCUUCGUGAUGCCGUGAAACUGAUGAGGCAAUACAUAAUGAGGACUAAACUGAAAGGCAUCAAAUAUAAGAUAUUGGAAUUCAACCCCAUGGUUCUAAAAGGAAAGGUGAAGCCAGAUUCCUCUCGACCCGAUCUGUUACAUCCACUCAACUUUGUGCGUUUUUACCUACCUCUGCUUGACAUCAACCAUAGGAGGGUGAUAUACUUAGACGAUGAUGUCAUUGUGCAGGGCGACAUCAAGGAUCUGUUUAAUAUCAAACUGAAGCCAGGUCAUGCUGCUGCCUUCUCCACUGACUGCGACCUGCCCUCCACACACGAGAUGGUGCGCAGCAUCGGCAUGCAGACAACCUACAUGGGCUUCCUGGACUAUAGGAAAGAGAUAAUUAGAGACCUGGGCAUCAACCCAACAGAUUGCUCAUUCAACCCUGGAGUGUUUGUGGCAGAUGUCAGCGAAUGGAAGAAACAGAAGAUCACUAAACAGCUGGAGAAAUGGAUGGAGGAGAAUUUCAGGCAGAACAUAUACAGCAGUGCCAUGGCUGGAGGCGUGGCGACUCCGCCCAUGCUAAUAGUGUUUUAUGACAAAUACACAACACUGGACCCAAUGUGGCACGUCAGACACCUGGGCUGGAGUCCAGAUGCCCGCUAUUCAGAGAGCUUCCUACAGGAGGCGCACCUGCUGCACUGGAAUGGUCCAUUUAAACCAUGGAAUUACCCUGCUGUUCACAUGGAUCUGUGGGAGAGGUGGUUCAUCCCAGACCCCUCCAGAAGGUUCUCCUUGGUGCGGCCUGAGAGCAAAGGCUGAGGUCUGGGGAACAUAUCAUGUCUGAGCCACAGGCGGACGAAGCAUGUGCAGGUCAGGGCUGCGGUCGAAUAGUAGAAAAAAAAAAUUACGUCUUUUUCAAAACCUUUUUCCUUGACCUCGAUAUAAAACAUCAUGAGGUCAAGGAAAGAUGUGAAGGAGAAUUCAUAAGCACUUAGAAAAAGACAACCGAGGUGCUCAGACAAUCUGACUGUACAUACACUGGGCUACGUAGCUGGACUACUAAAAGUACAUCUUAGAUACUUCGCCCUGUGUGUUUGACCGUGUUGUUUCAUACUGGUUUUAAAAACGUUGACAACGCAAUUUAUAUAUUACCAAGGUUACAAUUUGAAUAAAAAAGGAACCAGGCUGUGGUUGGGUUGGUUCAGUGGGUAGAGCAGGGGCACAUAUACUGAGAGGUUUAUGCCUCGACACAGA